CUGGUGUUCGAUCAUCUCCCUUCUCCCCCAACCCCUCAAUUUCUCCUCCUCCGAAGUACUCCCCCAACCCCCUUUCAAACCCUAACCCUAACCCCCUCUUUAUCUCUUUCUCUCUCAAUAUCCAUCGCCAUCACCAUGAGCUGGUGGUGGGCGGGCGCCAUCGGCGCGGCGAAGAAGAAGCUGGACGAGAACGCGGAGGCGGCGGCGGCGGCGGUGCCGACGCGCUACGAAAGCGUGGGGCUGGUGGUGGGCGCGACGGGGAUCGUGGGCACGAGCCUCCUCGAGAUCCUGCCCCUCUCCGACACGCCGGGGGGUCCCUGGAAGGUCUACGCCGUGAGCCGCAACCCGCGCCCCUCCUGGUCGCCGCCGAUCUGCGACGGGCCCUCCGUCGAGCACGUGCAGUGCGACCUCUCCGACCCCGACGACGCCGCCGCGAAGCUCUCCCCGCUCGCCGACGUGACCCACGUCUUCUACGUGGCCUGGACGAGCCGCCCCUCCGAGGACGAGAACCGCGCCGCCAACACCGCCAUGCUCCGCAACGCCCUCUCGGUGCUCGUCCCCGCCGCCCCGAACCUCCAGCACGUGUGCCUCCAGACCGGGCGCAAGCACUACGUCGGCCCCUUCGAGGCCCUCGGCCGCGUCCCCGCCCACGACCCCCCCUUCCACGAGGACCUCCCCCGCCUCGACGUUCCCAAUUUCUACUACGACCUCGAGGACGCGCUCCUCGACGAGCUCUCCAAGCGCCCCUCCUCCUCCUCCCCCGUGAGCUGGUCCGUGCACCGCCCCUCCGUGAUCUUCGGGUUCUCCCCCCGCAGCGCCAUGAACCUGGUCGAGACGCUCUGCGUCUACGCGGCGAUAUGCCGCAGGGAGGGGGCGAAGCUGCGGUGGCCCGGGGGCCGCGUCGCGUGGGAGGGGUUCAGCGACGCGUCGGAUGCGGAUCUGGUGGCGGAGCACCAGAUCUGGGCCGCGGUCGACCCCUUCGCCAAGAACGAGGCCUUCAACUGCAGCGACGGCGACGUGUACAAGUGGAAGCACCUGUGGCCGAUCCUCGCCGAUCAGUUCGGCGUCGACUGGGUCGGCUACGAGGGGGAGGAGAAGCGGUUCAAAUUGGCGGAGGCGAUGGAGGGGAAGGAGCAGCUGUGGGCGGAGAUGCUCACGCCGACGCGGCUCGACGAGGUCGGCAACUGGUGGUUCGCCGACAUCAUGUUCGGCUACGAUGCUGAGCACCUCGACAGCAUGAACAAGAGCAAGGAGCACGGCUUCUUGGGGUUCCGCAACACAGUAUCUUCCUUCAACACUUGGAUCGAUAAGAUGAAGGCUUAUAAGAUCGUUCCUUGAAAUAUUUUUCUGCUACUAUUGUUUCUGCUUGCUUGAAUUGUGCUUUUCCUAUGUUGAUGUUUGUUGAAUUGUUCGUGGGCGGGGAUCAGGUCUACAAAAUCUUGUAUUGUAUACAAACAGUUGGAUGAAAUAAGAGAGCAUCUUCGAUGCUCGCCAUGUUUUUGUUGAUUUGUCCA
Messenger RNA from Ananas comosus (pineapple), 1514 nucleotides. Its product is annotated as 3-oxo-Delta(4,5)-steroid 5-beta-reductase. The transcript has a single exon. The coding region runs from base 136 to 1338 and encodes 400 amino acids. NCBI's taxonomy places the organism in Eukaryota, Viridiplantae, Streptophyta, Magnoliopsida, Poales, Bromeliaceae. The record is from RefSeq and is a predicted model, not a curated record.